Mycotypha africana is the source of this 786-nucleotide messenger RNA. RefSeq names its product PUA domain-containing protein. Gene Ontology annotation, molecular function: RNA binding. Gene Ontology annotation, biological process: formation of translation preinitiation complex. The transcript has 5 exons. NCBI's taxonomy places the organism in Eukaryota, Fungi, Mucoromycota, Mucoromycetes, Mucorales, Mycotyphaceae. Bases 46 to 594 code for a protein of 182 amino acids. The record is from RefSeq and is a predicted model, not a curated record.
UCCCCUUUCCCUUUCUAUUAUCUUUUUAAAAAAACAUUAUAAAAAAUGUUCAAAAAGUUCAGUUUUUCGGAUAACAUUGCUGGUCAAUCGCAACUCAAAUCUUCUGUUCAAAGAAAUGUUCGUACAAAGUUAAAUGAGCAAUACCCAAAGAUCGAAUCUGUAUUAGAAGAAUUGAUGCCCAAAAAGACACCAAUUGUUCAAAUUAAAGGCCAUGAACAUAUCAGUUUUCUAUCUGUCAACGGCGAAAUUCUUUUCUUUCAACAUUUUGAUGGACCUUUCAUUCCAACUCUUGCAUUAUUACAUAAAUAUCCUGAUAUUCUUCCCAAGUUACAAGUAGACCGUGGUGCUAUCAAGUUUGUUUUGUCUGGGGCCAAUAUCAUGUGUCCUGGUUUAACAUCAAAAGGUGCUCGUAUGGAUGCUGAUUUACCAGCUGGAACUGUUGUUGCCAUCAUGGCCGAAGGCAAAGAACAUGCACUGGCCAUUGGUUUACUCAAGAUGAGUACAGCAGAUAUUAAAUCUGUCAACAAAGGUAUUGGCGUCGAUAACAUCCAUUAUCUCACUGAUCCACUUUACAAAGAAGUCAUUCACGUAUAGAGGAAAAGAUGCAGAAUCCUAGUUUAUUAAUUACAUCGCUUCAUCACGAAAAGAGAACGAAUUUGCUCCAACCGCAACUUAGCACUAAAGACCUUUAUUAUUAUGAGAAAGGAAGCAUCAUCAUCUCAAACUCUUGUUAGAAAAUAUAAUUGAAUAAACGUCAUUGGAGGCAGUUCAGUUGAGAAAGAAGAA